Messenger RNA from Talaromyces marneffei, 699 nucleotides. RefSeq lists its product as uncharacterized. The transcript is spliced from 4 exons. The record is from RefSeq and is a predicted model, not a curated record. Lineage: Eukaryota; Fungi; Ascomycota; Eurotiomycetes; Eurotiales; Trichocomaceae. Bases 1 to 699 code for a protein of 232 amino acids.
AUGGCAACCCCCAGCAGUAAACUGCGCGACCUUCUCCCCUGGAGCAACAAGAAGAAGGGAAAAAAUGAUGAGCCAGCAGUCGAUGAAGCUUCACGGGGCUGGGGUAUCACCAUUGAGACCUUCAAUCCAAACGAUCAGAGUCUUUGUCGUGAUUCAUCUAAGCAUACUCCUUUCUUCUCACCAAUGGCACUGGAGACAUUCAAAGAGUAUGAACGUGACUUGGACCAAAUAGGGGCAAAAGAGCUUGCAGAACGCCUAGGUGAAUGGUAUGAUCCGGAUCCUCCACAGAUCAAAGCUUUUACAGAUCCCCGUGGCUUCGAUGCGACCGAAUGCUGGAACGAUGAAUGGCGAUCCCAACUUGUCGAGAUAGAAGUCAUGGUAGCGCUGAUGAUUGUUCGACUUGCCAACGGUUCCUUUCCAAGCCAGAAUAUCGUUCCUGUGAUGCUAUUUUCCUAUACAGGCCAUAAGCGCGGUAGAAUCCUACAAGCUUACAUGAGUGCUACAUCUCUUGUCAUUCGAAAGAGUCAGUUCUUUGACUUCAGUUCCAGAGUGGAUGCUCAUCUAGACCUUUUCACUCGAUAUAUGAUGGGUCCUUUGCAAGGAAAGACUCUAAUCCUUGAUUCUCCAGACAUCAAGUCAAACUUCGCUGAGAAGCUCUGCACAAUCGAUCGUCUAGAUACUGCUGGAAUUAUCAAAUAG